Caenorhabditis remanei is the source of this 1047-nucleotide messenger RNA. RefSeq lists its product as uncharacterized. NCBI's taxonomy places the organism in Eukaryota, Metazoa, Nematoda, Chromadorea, Rhabditida, Rhabditidae. The transcript has 3 exons. The coding region runs from base 1 to 1047 and encodes 348 amino acids. Gene Ontology annotation, molecular function: structural constituent of cuticle. The record is from RefSeq and is a predicted model, not a curated record.
AUGACCCUAACUACGGCGACGUCCGGCGCCAUUGUAUUAUCUGGAGCCACUUUGUUGGUUUCCCUUUUUGCCGCUGCAUCGCUUUACAGUCAAGUUUCGAAUAUCUGGAAUGAGCUGGAUGCUGAAAUCGCCAACUUCAGAAGUCUCACUGAAGACAUGUGGGUUGAUAUGGUUAAACUUGGAGCUGGAACCGCUUCUAACAGAGUGAGACGUCAACAAUAUGGAGGAUAUGGAGCCAGUGGAGUCCAACCACCAGCCCCAACUCCAAAUCCAUACGGAGGAUACGGAGCCAGUCAACCAGCUCCACCAGAGAAAUUCCCAGAUGGUAUUCCAAAUGGAGGAAACCAACCAAAGUUCCCAGGAGGUGGAUUCCCGGAUGGACCAUUCCCAAAUGGAGGAGGACCACGUGGAGGAAAUCAGUGUCAAUGCACCGUUGAGAACUCUUGCCCACCAGGACCAGCUGGACCAGAAGGAGAAGAAGGACCAGAUGGACAAGAUGGACAAGACGGAGUUCCAGGAUUCGAUGGAAAAGAUGCUGAGGAUAUCCAGAAUACUCCACCAACUGGAUGUUUCACUUGCCCACAAGGACCACUUGGACCACAAGGACCUUCAGGAGCACCUGGACUCAGAGGAAUGCGUGGAGCUCGUGGACAACCAGGACGUCCAGGAAGAGAUGGAAACCCAGGAAUGCCAGGAGAUUGUGGACCACCAGGAGCUCCAGGACUCGAUGGAAAGCCAGGAUCUCCAGGAGGAAAGGGAGAUGAUGGAGAGAGACCACUUGGAAGACAAGGACCACGUGGACCACCAGGAGAGGCUGGACCAGAAGGACCACAAGGACCAACUGGAAGAGAUGCUUAUCCAGGACAAGCUGGACCACAAGGAGAGCCAGGAAUUCAAGGAUAUGGAGGAGCUGCUGGACAGGAUGGACCAGAAGGACCACCAGGAUCUCCAGGACUUCCAGGAAAGGACGCAGAAUACUGCAAGUGUCCAGGAAGAGAAGGAGACGCCGGAAGAACUGCCAGACGUCAUCGCAAAUUCCAAUUGUAA